ACUUAACUGACGUGAGGCAACUUGGGCAAAAGAAAGGAAGCUUUUGAAAAGCGUUUUUUUUUUGCGUUGUUAGAUCAAAAAAACCAGGGUUUCUUAUAUUUGCCGAAUUUCCAAGAAACAGUUGUGGUGUGGUUGUAUAAGUAUCAACAUUUUAAGAAAGUGUGGAUAUGCCUAAACCAAAUUACAACAAACAGUUCGUUCGCGAUCGUGAUAGUGGUGGUGAUCGGGAUUUCGGUGGUGAUUACCGCAAUGAUAGGCGUGUCACCUUUAAGCCAAGUGGUGGUUCUCGCCAUGGGGGCAAAUUUGGCAAAAACAAGGAUUGGAGCAAUGCUAUUCGGUCCCACCUGGAGGAAGAGGACAUUGAUAUGAACCUCCAAGGUGGGUCCGGUAAGAGUUUUAAAAAGAAUUAUGGCAAAAAGAAAGGUAAUAGGCCUGGGUCACCUGCCCCAGGACCAAGAAGACUUUUUGAAGGGCCAACUGGAUGGUAUAAAGUUUCUAUACCAUUUGGGGAGAAAUAUGAUAAGAGCUUCUUACUAAAACUCUUUGUUGAGAAUGUGGCCCCAUUAUCCUUUUGGCCGAUUUCUUGGCACUCAAAUGGACAUACAGUGUUUUUCUAUGUGGAUGACCAAAAAGUGGCUCAAAAACUGUUGGAUUUAGACAAAAAAGUGCAGCUUCCUAAUGGUUUUAAAUUGUUAGUCAGAGUACAACCUGGUACUCCAAAUGUUGACAUGACUUCAUCUACAAAGGAAAAAAUGAAGCUUGUUAUGGCCAAGAGAUAUAAUGCAGCAAAUAAGGCUUUAGAUCUGACAAAGUUUCAUGCAGAUCCAGAUUUACAGGCAAGAAUUCAUUUCCUAAUUAAGUUGAAGUUUUGUUAUGUAGUUUUCUGUGUUAAAUUUCAGGAUUGUUUUUGUGCCUUAUUCAAACCAAUAGUGUUCAUAGCCGUUCUUGAUAUCAUCAAAGAAAAUAUUCCAGAUAUGGAAGCUCUAUGUCUCAAUGACAAUAAGGUUUCAGUGUUUGGAUUUUUAAAAAAUGUUCAAAAAAGUAUACCCAAUCUUAAGAUAUUGCAUCUGGGCAAUAAUAAGAUAAGAGAUUUAAUGCAGCUAGAUGCAUUUAUAGGAUUGCCAAUUGUGGAGCUAUUUUUGCAUGGAAAUCCACUUUGUGAUAAGUUUAAGGAACAAAGUUCAUAUAUCAGUGAGGUCCGGAAACGGUUUCCCAAAUGCAUGAAACUGGAUGGUAUAGAUCUUCCUCCGCCAAUUAGUUUCGACAUCACAGAAGAAACGGCCAUACCAGAGACGAGAGACCGGUUUUUAUGCAGUCCAGAAGGCGAAAUAACAGUUCGAAGGUUUAUCGAUCAAUAUUUUGCCAUUUAUGACAGUGGAAAUCGCCAACCGUUAUUAGAGGCUUACCAUGAAAAAGCGAUGUUUUCUUUUACCAUGUGUUAUCCGUAUGGACUGGGCAAAGAUAAAAAUGUUGCCUGGCUAAAUUGGUAUCAGACUGAUAACAGAAACAUCUUGAGGGUUCCGGAUAUUGAUAGAAAAUGUAAAUUGCUCAAGCAGGGACAGUUGAGCGUUGUCUCCUUUUUACAAGAUAUGCCCGAAACCAAGCACGAUAUUAAUGGGUUUACAAUUGAUUUAACAUUGUAUACACCUCAAAUGCUUUGCCUAACAAUCUCGGGCAUGUUUAAAGAACUAAAAACCGGACACAAAGUACCACCUACUAGAUUCUUCUUUAGAACUUUGGUUAUUGUUCCUGUUGGUUCAGGUUUAUGUAUAGCCAAUGAAGUUUGUCAUAUUACAAAUGCCACACCGGAGCAAGCAAAAGAAGCUUUUAAGGCGCCAUCUUUAAGUGCUCCCAUUCCUGGUACCUCAGCACCCCCUUCUACUCCAGAGGCUUCGCCGGUAAUACACGCGCCGCCAGUGAUGUCUCCAAUGUUAGAUAACAACACGAAACAAGAAAUGAUUAAUCAAAUAGCACUAAAAACUGGAAUGAAUAUGGAGUGGUCUAUCAAAUGUCUAGAAGGGAACGACUGGGAUUUCGUAAGGGCCUGCGCGACAUUCGAUAGCUUACAAAGUCAAGGUGCAAUUCCCGCAGAGGCAUUUAUGAAAUGAGCGAUGUUUGUUCAUAUCCCCCUUUGUAAUAUAGUAGAUUAGUUGUUGUACAGUGGUUUCGGCUCAGUCUUGUUGUACUUUACCUAUGUUUCAAAUAAUAUUUUCGGCAAAGUAUGCAGGGGAUACAUAUGUUGCUAAUUAUAUUUUUAGUCAAUUAGUACAACUGGACUGAAGUGAAUAUUUUAGAUAUUAAAUCACUGAUGCUGUAAUAUAUUAAAAAAA
This is a messenger RNA of Anthonomus grandis grandis, 2330 nucleotides long. RefSeq names its product nuclear RNA export factor 1-like. Gene Ontology annotation, biological process: poly(A)+ mRNA export from nucleus. Gene Ontology annotation, molecular function: protein binding; RNA binding. Gene Ontology annotation, cellular component: nucleus; cytoplasm. Lineage: Eukaryota; Metazoa; Arthropoda; Insecta; Coleoptera; Curculionidae. The record is from RefSeq and is a predicted model, not a curated record. The transcript has 10 exons. Bases 168 to 2108 code for a protein of 646 amino acids.